GCGAACAUAUUAUACUGCGACACACGGAAGGGACUCCAUUCGAGCCUUGUUGUUAUUAUUGUGAGCUAACUGUCAACCAGAAAAACCACCUGUUUUAAACUCAAACGCCAAGAUGUCUUCAGACUUUGAAGCCUACGAGCAGGACUUUGGGACCCUCACAGCAGAAGUAACCAACAAAAUUGGCAGAAUUCCCAAACUAAGUGGAGAGGAGAAGACACAGCUGGUUCUAAAUGUCGACAAACAGCUUGAAGAAGUCAGAGAGUUGCUGGAGCAGAUGGAUCUCGAGGUGCGGGAGAUCCCCAUCCAGAGCCGAGCCAUGUACAACAGCAGACUGAAGAGCUACAAGCAGGAGGUGGAGAAGCUCGAGAAAGACUUUAAAAGGUCACGUAUUGCCUACAGUGAUGAGGUGCGCAACGAGCUCCUGGGGGAUGACGCCAGCUCCUCGGAGAACCAGAGAGCGCAUCUGUUGGACAACACAGAGAAGCUGGAAAGGUCAUCACGGAGACUGGAAGCCGGCUACCAGAUAGCAGUAGAAACUG
Messenger RNA from Morone saxatilis (striped sea-bass), 539 nucleotides. RefSeq names its product vesicle transport through interaction with t-SNAREs 1A (gene vti1a). Gene Ontology annotation, molecular function: SNARE binding; SNAP receptor activity. Gene Ontology annotation, cellular component: Golgi apparatus; SNARE complex; endoplasmic reticulum membrane. NCBI's taxonomy places the organism in Eukaryota, Metazoa, Chordata, Actinopteri, Moronidae. Gene Ontology annotation, biological process: intracellular protein transport; retrograde transport, endosome to Golgi; intra-Golgi vesicle-mediated transport. The record is from RefSeq and is a predicted model, not a curated record.